Aspergillus terreus NIH2624 is the source of this 468-nucleotide messenger RNA. It is a transcript of the gene nut2, whose product is annotated as mediator complex subunit NUT2. The coding region runs from base 1 to 468 and encodes 155 amino acids. Gene Ontology annotation, molecular function: transcription coregulator activity. The record is from RefSeq and is a predicted model, not a curated record. Gene Ontology annotation, biological process: regulation of transcription by RNA polymerase II. The transcript has 3 exons. Gene Ontology annotation, cellular component: mediator complex. Lineage: Eukaryota; Fungi; Ascomycota; Eurotiomycetes; Eurotiales; Aspergillaceae.
AUGGCCCCCGUCACCCUCAGCACGGUAGACACCGACCUCAAGGAUGUAAUCCAGCAUCUCUUCGAAAUCCAAUCCGCCGUGCACGGCUAUCUCGGUCCAGAAACCCAACAAGAACUCGUCCGGAAGAUCAAAAACCUCACCCUCGCGCUCUCCACCCUCUCAUCCCACACCCAAUCCCACGCCCCGGACGCCGACACAGCACAGGCAAACCCCAGCGACCCGCCCAUCAGCACGAUCGAGCUGCCCCCCGAGAUCAUCGAUUACGUCGACGCGGCGCGCAACCCGGAUAUCUACACGCGCGAGUUUGUCGAACUCGUCCAGCGUGGCAAUCAGGAUCUGAAGGGGAAGAAGGAAGCAUUUGCGGGGUUUCGCGAUGUGCUGGCGCGCGAGAUGAGGAGUGCUAUGCCUGAGUGUCGGGGGGAGGUUGAUCGGGUGGUGCGGGCGACUGGGGGUGGUGAGGAAAGUUGA